Molecule: messenger RNA, 4242 nt
Organism: Siniperca chuatsi (mandarin fish)
Lineage: Eukaryota; Metazoa; Chordata; Actinopteri; Centrarchiformes; Sinipercidae
Product: phosphatidylinositol 4,5-bisphosphate 3-kinase catalytic subunit alpha isoform-like
Exons: 26
Coding region: 538-3744 (1068 amino acids)
Biological process (GO): phosphatidylinositol 3-kinase/protein kinase B signal transduction; phosphatidylinositol-3-phosphate biosynthetic process; cell migration
Cellular component (GO): phosphatidylinositol 3-kinase complex, class IB; plasma membrane; cytoplasm
Molecular function (GO): 1-phosphatidylinositol-3-kinase activity; 1-phosphatidylinositol-4-phosphate 3-kinase activity
Source: RefSeq, a predicted model, not a curated record
UCUGCAUGUGGUGUGUUUGUGUGUUAGAGGAAGGGAGGAGGGCCCCAGACAGACAGCGUGGCUGCAUUGCCGCAGCAAGACAACUUGUCCAGUCGAGCAGCAGCUCAGCUGCUCAUAACAUCCUCAGGACGAGCCCUUCUGACUGGACAUUUUGGACAUAUGUUCUGUAACUGUGCACCUUACAUCUCACAACACAAGCGGAUUUAUUGUCGGAGUGGAGUAACGGCUGCUGUCACGGAUAGCUGACACAGAGGCUGACAGACGUCAGAUAACAGCCUGCUUUGCCCGGCACCGGGAGCCACCAACCGGCCGUUGGGAACCGGAGGGGUUGGCUAGCUGGAAAGCUAGCUAACUGGCAUUAGCUGGGGAGAGCCCUUCAGACCAGCAUCCUCAAACCCUUCGCUGCGUUGUCGCCAACUUAAAAGGCGUGAAGAUGGAUUGAAACAUGAAGGGUGGAACUGUCCCAUCAUCACUUCUCUCAUUUAGGUUGUGCUCUGCAGCUUAACUGUGUGACUGAGCUGGGAGACAGAGAGGAAGAUGCCUCCAAGGCCGUCCUCAGGGGAGCUAUGGGGCAUCCACUUAAUGCCUCCCAGGAUCCUGGUAGACUGCCUGCUGCCCAAUGGGAUGAUUCUGACCCUAGAGUGUCUCCGUGAGGCCACGCUCAUCACCAUCAAACAUGAGCUGUUCAAGGAGGCCAGGAAAUACCCCCUCCAUCACCUCUUACAGGAGGAGACAUCCUACAUCUUUGUCAGUGUUACACAGGAAGCAGAGCGGGAGGAGUUUUAUGAUGAGACACGGAGGCUGUGUGACCUCAGACUCUUCCAGCCCUUCCUCAAGGUCAUUGAACCAGUUGGCAACAGAGAGGAAAAGAUCCUCAACAGAGAGAUUGGUUUUGCCAUUGGUAUGCCUGUGUGUGAGUUUGACCUUGUGAAGGACCCCGAGGUUCAGGACUUCAGGAGAAACAUCCUGAAUGUUUGUAAAGACUCUGUGGAGCUGAGAGAUGCCAGCGGACCCCACAGUAGAGCGCUGUAUGUUUACCCACCCAAUAUAGAAUCCACACAGGAGCUUCCCAAACACAUCUAUAGCAAACUGGACAAAGGUCAGAUUAUUGUCGUGAUUUGGGUGAUUGUUUCUCCAAACAACGACAAACAAAAGUAUACAUUGAAGAUCAACCACGACUGCGUGCCUGAACAGGUGAUUGCAGAGGCCAUUCGUAAGAAGACACGCAGCAUGUUGCUGUCACCAGAACAGCUAAAGAUGUGUGUUCAGGAAUAUCAGGGUAAAUACAUCCUCAAAGUUUGUGGCUGUGAUGAGUACCUGCUGGAAAAGUACCCCAUCAGCCAGUAUAAGUAUAUCCGUAGUUGCAUCAUGCUGGGCAGGAUGCCUAACCUGAUGCUAAUGGCUAAGGACAGCCUGUACACCCAGUUGCCUACAGAUAACUUUGUCAUGCCGUCAUACUCUCGACGCAUCUCCACGGCAACAUCCUAUAUGAAUGGCGAGGCAGCUGCCAAGACGCUGUGGACCAUCAAUGGAACCCUGCGAAUACGAAUCCUCUGUGCCACCUAUGUUAACGUCAAUAUACGGGACAUAGACAAGAUAUAUGUGAGAACAGGCAUUUACCAUGGAGGUGAACAGAUGUGUGACAAUGUCAACACACAGAGGGUACCCUGCUCUAACCCCAGGUGGAAUGAGUGGCUCACCUAUGAUAUGUACAUCCCAGACAUACCCCGUGCUGCCAGACUCUGCCUCUCCAUCUGCUCUGUCAAGGGCAGGAAGGGAGCCAAGGAGGAGCACUGUCCAUUAGCUUGGGGUAAUAUCAACUUGUUUGACUACACUCACACUCUGGUGGCCAACAAGAUGGCUCUGAACCUCUGGCCUGUCCCUCAUGGCCUUGAAGACCUCCUCAACCCCAUAGGAGUCACUGGAUCCAACCCUAAUAAGGAAACCCCAUGUCUGGAGCUGGAGUUUGACCACUUUAGUAGUCCAGUCAAAUACCCAGAUAUGAAUGCAGUAGAGGAUCAUGCAAACUGGACCAUCUCGAGGGAACUGGGGUUUAACUACAACCUCUCUGGGCAGAGCAACCGCUCGGCCAGAGAUCAUGCCUUGACAGAGAGCGAUACUGAGCAGCUGAGACAGCUGAGUAACAGAGACCCUCUUUCAGAAAUCACUGAGCAGGAGAAAGACUUCCUCUGGAGACACAGGCACUACUGCAUGAACAUCCCUGAGAUCCUUCCCAAGAUCCUUCUCGCUGUCAAAUGGAACUCCAGAGAUGAAGUAGCACAGAUGUACUGUCUGUUAAAGGAAUGGCCAUCUAUCCGUCCUGAGCAGGCCAUGGAGCUGUUGGACUGUAACUAUCCAGACCCCAUGGUUAGGCACUUUGCUGUACGCUGCCUUGACAAAUACCUGACUGAUGACAAACUGUCCCAGUACCUCAUCCAGCUUGUACAGGUAUUAAAAUAUGAGCAGUAUCUUGACAAUCCCUUGGCCCGUUUCCUUCUAAAAAAGGCCCUGACCAAUCAAAGGAUAGGACAUUUCUUCUUCUGGCAUCUCAAGUCAGAAAUGCACAAUAAAACAGUGAGCCAGAGGUUUGGGCUGCUGUUAGAGGCUUAUUGUAGGGCUUGUGGCAUGUACCUCAAACACCUCAGCAGGCAGGUAGAGGCCAUGGAGAAGCUCAUUAACCUCACUGACAUCCUGAAACAGGAGAAGAAGGAUGAGACGCAGAAGGUCCAGAUGCGGUUUCUUGUGGACCAAAUGAAGAGACCGGACUACAUGGAUGCUCUGCAGAACUUCACCUCUCCUCUCAACCCUGCGCACCAACUGGGAAACCUGAGGUUAGACGAAUGCAGGAUCAUGUCAUCAGCAAAGAGACCGUUGUGGCUGAACUGGGAAAAUCCUGACAUCAUGUCUGAACUGCUCUUUCAGAACAAUGAGAUAAUCUUCAAAAAUGGAGAUGACUUGCGGCAGGAUAUGCUGACGUUGCAGAUUAUUAAAAUCAUGGAAAAUAUUUGGCAGAAUCAGGGACUGGACCUGCGGAUGCUUCCCUAUGGCUGUCUGUCAUUAGGAGACUGCGUGGGUCUCAUUGAGGUGGUUCGCAGCUCCCACACCAUCAUGCAGAUUCAGUGUAAAGGAGGCUUGAAAGGAGCCCUGCAGUUCAACUCAAACACUCUGCAUCAGUGGCUCAAGGACAAGAACAAGGGCGAGAUGUAUGACAUGGCUGUGGAUCUGUUUACGAGGUCCUGUGCUGGCUACUGUGUAGCUACAUUUAUCCUUGGGAUAGGAGACAGGCACAACAGCAACAUUAUGGUCAAAGAUGAUGGACAGUUGUUUCAUAUAGAUUUUGGCCAUUUCCUGGAUCAUAAGAAAAAGAAAUUUGGCUACAAGCGAGAGCGAGUGCCCUUUGUACUGACACAAGACUUCCUCAUCGUCAUCAGCAAGGGUUCACAGGAGUGUGCAAAGACCAAAGAGUUUGAGAGGUUCCAGGAGAUGUGUUAUAAAGCCUACCUGGCCAUCCGGCAGCAUGCUAACCUCUUCAUCAACUUGUUCUCUAUGAUGCUGGGCUCUGGCAUGCCGGAGCUGCAGUCAUUUGAUGACAUUGCCUACAUCCGGAAGACGCUGGCCCUGGAGAAAAGCGAACAGGAGGCGUUGGACUACUUUAUGAAACAGAUGAACGAUGCUCACCAUGGAGGAUGGACCACCAAGAUGGACUGGAUAUUCCACACAAUUAGACAGCAUGCACUAAACUGAUCUCCUGCACACAAACAGAAACCACCAGUCCCACCAUGGAGUAUUUACUUCUGUCAGCCAGCUGUUCAAGUCCAAACCAUGCAGCAUUAGUCUUUCAAGGAAUUUCAGACACCACGCACAGCUCAUUGAUGAUGGAAGUUUGCAGCUUUUUAAUUUUUUUCAAACACCAUUUCUGUUAAUUUAAACGAGGUUCCUGUUUUCUGCAUUUUCUUGCCAUUAUCAUCUGUCUUUUUGUGUGGUCUUGAUGAUGCCCUCACACUAUCCUCUGCUUGUUCUGCGUCUACAAGAGAACGUUGUCCUCAUGUCCUGGUGAAGAUGUGCCCUACCUGGCCGAUGCUUGUAUCCUUGGCUACUAUGUUUCUGCUGUUUUUUUUCCAGGGACAGGAACAAACUGGGCAACGAAGGAAAUUGGACCCCUUCCCCUGCUGCUCUUGCAGGAAAAACAGAAAUUGGACAAAACGGCGCAAAGAAUAAGUAUCUGCCAAUCUAUAAAUGUAG